GAAAGGUUAACGCCAGGUAAUGCUAGGUGAUGCUAGGUAAUGCUAGAUUUGUUGAGUUUUUGCUGAUAACUAUAUUCAGAACAAGGAAAACACUGUUCCGAAUAAUUUUGUAUCGUUGUCGUUAUCCUAUCAGUAGUUAAUCCGUUAAAAUAAAAUGUCCAACAACAGUUCGAAUGGUGAAAUACGAUCCCCGCAACAACGUAAAGAAACUUUAAGAAAAAUCAUAACCAGAGCUGCAUCCCUUCAGGAGACAGUCGAUGACAAUACGAUACAAACUUUGGAAUCAUGUAUGGAAAUAACAGAUGACAUAAAUUCCGAGACAAGCCUAGAUGAAAAAAUACAUAAUCAGGAAGAAGUAUUACUGGACUCAGAAAUGAUGAACAUGUCUUCAAAUAUUCUGAAAAAGUGUACUCGUACUUUAACAAAGAAUAUAUGUUAUUAUAAUCAUAUUGAUUAUGCACAGAAAGUGGUAAAAUAUAUAAAACAACUUCCAGAUAUUCAGUCAGAAUUACCAGAUUGGUCACUUGUACAAACACAAAUUGUAAAAAAUAUUAAAACAACACCUCAGUACAGCACAUUAUUAGGUGCUUUAACACCAUUAGAAAAGCAAGAAGUUAAUAGAAGAAAACCAGUAGUCAGAGAAGCUUUGGCACAGAUAAAAAGACCACAAAAUGUUGAUACAGUUGAUAAAGAAGAGGAAGGUAUAGAGCAAACUGUAAAGAUAAAAGAUUUUAUUACGCGAUAUUGUAGAACUCAGCACAAACCUAUCGACUUUUUUAAAUUGAUUUUACACCCAACCGAUUUUGGGAAAACAAUUGAAAAUAUGCUGCAAAUAUCUUUUCUUGUUAGAGAUGGAAAAUUAAAAAUUGCAAAAGACGAUUUUGGAAUAUUAGUAAUUCAACCAUGUACAAAAGAUACGAUAGUUCAAACCAAGGCGACCGAAAAACCAAACAUUCAAAAUAUUAUCUCUUUAACCAUGGAUCAGUGGAAGAUGCUGAAAAAUAUUUAUCGAUUGAAGAAACCUAUGAUUGAUUUCCAUAGCGACUGAUUUAAUUUGAACGUGGCCGUAAUAAAAAGUAAUUGCAUAAUUUUCUAUCCUUAUUUUUUUCUUAAGAAAUGUUAUUGCGAGAAAAAAUAUAUUUUUAUGUAUUUGUAUUUCUAAUCCCAUCCUAAAUAAAAAAAAGGUUUUACGAAAACGAAA
Hylaeus volcanicus is the source of this 1201-nucleotide messenger RNA. RefSeq names its product non-structural maintenance of chromosomes element 4 homolog A (gene Nse4). NCBI's taxonomy places the organism in Eukaryota, Metazoa, Arthropoda, Insecta, Hymenoptera, Colletidae. The transcript is spliced from 8 exons. The record is from RefSeq and is a predicted model, not a curated record. Gene Ontology annotation, cellular component: Smc5-Smc6 complex; nucleus. Bases 155 to 1048 code for a protein of 297 amino acids. Gene Ontology annotation, biological process: DNA repair.